CCUUUAGCUUUUCUCGUUGUAAAUGCAGUGGUACUUCCGCUGAGAGCUCAUCACCAUAAUGUGGCAUAGCACCUUGAGGCGAAGUGAAAGUUAGGCAAGAUCAUCUCUUGACUAUGGAGUGCUACAAAGAUAAGCACAAUGUUCCCAGUGAAAACUGCUAGUGAACCGACAGUUGCUGCGUGCUAUCAUAGUGUAAACACCCGCGCGAUCCUAAUACCAAUCCCAUUCCCUCACACAGCUCUCUUUCCCCUCAUCGUCCCCGUGUACAGAUCUUUACAGAACUCACAUCUUUCACGAGCCAACCUAAACACAAGCUCUUGAGAGAAAGCAAUCUCAAUCCACCAUGAAGUACUUUCGUGCACUUCACCCUCAUGCACCUGAGAAACCGACAGCCGAAGAUGAUCAGACCAAGCGUGUGUCAGUCGCGAACAAUCCAUGGCAAGUCCCCCCCCUCCUCCUACAUCAACAACAAACAUGGCAUGAAUUCUCAUACCUUGAAAACUCCCUCGGCCAGCGACGAUCCGUCGUGCGUCUGCCACUUCAGAUAUCCCAUCCGUUUCCGCAAGCUCGAAGCCGUCGUAUGCGGUCCGGAAACAGGCCAGAUCCACGAGCUGCACCAGGACGAAACCCAGCUAGACGUGGCCUUCGAUGCGGUCGGCAGCCGAAUGCUCAUCAACGAGCACUACCCCAACCCCGUCAACCGCUCCAUGUCGGUCGACGUCAGCCUGAUCCUCAAAGCCAAGUACGUGCAGUUCGUGAACCUCGAAGGUCUCUCCGACCACUCCCUGCUCCUCACCUUGCGGAUCGGACGCACCGCCUCGGCCGUGAGGGGCAACAAGAUGAUCCUGAAGGAGAAAGUGCGCGGCUUCUUCGAGUGUCCGCCCUACAUGCGCCUGUUCGAGGAUCUGUACAAGUGCCGCUGGCCGGAGAAGUUCAUCCAGAUCCGGCUGCCCGAGAAACGAUGCAAGCGCUGGAAGACGGUAGCGCUGAUCCUCAAGGCGUUCAACCAGAUCACCUCCGAGAACUAUUGUCAAAUGGCGGGGAUGAUGAUGACCCCUCGUGUCGGGGGCUUGGAUGCGCGCGCCAUACAGAGGGAGAUCAAAGUCAGGAAGGAGAAGGGCAAGGGCCCGAAUAAGGUCCGCCGUCAGGAGCCUGUCUCGGCGAAAUACAGAGUUGCAGUGAGCGAUGCGGACAAGAUUGAGCGCGUGAACCAGGCAUAUGCGGUGCAUCUCAUGGCUUUCAUUAAUUCCUCCCCGUUCACCCCGCGCGAGUAUAUCGACAGGCUCUCUUGACUGCUGCGUAGCUCUGCGGCCGAGACUGUGUGCUGCGCAUCACCUUCGACUUCGAUCUAGCAGUGAGAAGGAGGACAUAUGAAGAGGAAGAGGGGAUUGUGACUAUCACAGCCUGUGGUGCUAAUGGGCUUACACCACAACCGAUCUUCGGGAUUAGCGAGAGAAAGUACAGACUCAGCAUAAGCAUAAGAUGCUCGAAAAUGAGGGUCACUUGGGGCAUCGAGGUCUUCGUUUCGGUCUUUGCAUCAGCGUUGGGCGCAGGUAUUUAGGGAGAAAACGCUUUAAGUCUUUUCAUUCCGGAUAAUUUCUUCCAUGAUGUGAAAUGUUAAUAUCUAAUGAGGUAAUGUUAUUACGGAUGAUCUUCGGCAGAACACCG
This is a messenger RNA of Aspergillus aculeatus ATCC 16872, 1668 nucleotides long. RefSeq lists its product as uncharacterized. The coding region runs from base 372 to 1292 and encodes 306 amino acids. The transcript has a single exon. Lineage: Eukaryota; Fungi; Ascomycota; Eurotiomycetes; Eurotiales; Aspergillaceae. The record is from RefSeq and is a predicted model, not a curated record.